AUGGAUACUUUGGACGCUCUGACUAAUACUUUAACGAAAUCAUUUAAGUGUUGGGAAUGCAAAAAAGAACUUAAAUCGGAAAACGGUCGAUUAUAUCAUUUUGUUCAACAGCAUGCUCGAGCUAUUUUAUCAAUUGAUGCUGAUCCAUCAAGUAGCCUUCAGAAACAGAUCCAGAAAGCAGAAGAUCUAUUGAAAACAACCACUAGUAACAGUACCACAGUAUAUGAUAAAUCAAUGCUUUCUACAAAUGCUAGAUUAUUAACAAAGCCCGUUAAUGAAACAGAGGCAAAACAAGACCAUAUAAAAAGUACCGAUUUGAAAAAUAAUCGUAUAGGUAAAACAAUAUUCUGUCUACAAUGCAAUAAAAAGUUCCGGUCCACUGGUAAAUUUAAAAAACAUAUCGAUGCGAAACAUUCUCGAAUUAAUUGUGAUACAACAACGUCUAAUAUAAGAAUUCUCCCAGACAGAACUUUACGUUUGAACGAACAAUUGCAAUCCGAGAAUGAUAUAAAUAUUAAUGCACAAAAUUCAUCUUCUUGUUCGCAAUAUUUAGAACAAAUAGAACCGACUAAUAAUUCUGUCCACCAGUUUACUGAUAAUCAUGUUGAAUUAGCUACUUCCUUACAUAGCUUACCAUCAAUUCCUUUUAUUAACAUAAAUUCAGCCUCAUCGUAUCAGAUAAAAAACACCGAACAAAUGAACUACUCCGCAAGUUUAUCAUGUAGAAGCUCAAAUUGUGUUGAGAUAUUCGAGUCAACAAGCAAUUAUGAUAAUAACUUGAAAACAAAAGGUAUUGAAAUUAAUUCAUCUAUAUCAACCAAGACGAUAGAUCAUGUAAACAUGAUGAAACAAAGUAAUGAUUGUAUUAGAACAUUUCCUUGUUGGCAAUGUGACAGGAAAUUCCAAUCCGUCAGCGAGCGUUUAGAUCAUUGCCUUCGUAAACACGCUAUCUACUUCCGAUCUAAAAUUUUGAAUUUAUUAGCAUAUGCGAAUAAUCGUGUAGAAGUUCCACAAUUUCUUGCAGAUAGUACUAAGGUUUCGAUAUCUUCUACAAAAAGAUCUUUUAGAAGUUGUCAAUGUAUGAAAAAAUGA
This is a messenger RNA of Rotaria sp. Silwood2, 1092 nucleotides long. NCBI's taxonomy places the organism in Eukaryota, Metazoa, Rotifera, Eurotatoria, Philodinida, Philodinidae. The record is from the annotation of a GenBank genome assembly.